AGCCCCUCUAGCCCCAAACCCGGCCCGUCUAGCGCAUGCUACGAGCUUCAUGCUACGAGCUUGUAGCAUGCUACUGAGAGCUUGCUAGCGCCCGUGCCUCACCCUGGUACACUGAAAAGGCGCAUUGCUCGUCCAGUGAAGCUCCGUCGAGAAGGAACACCAUGCUGCCCGACGACGCGACCGUCGCGGAGGAGCACCUCCUUACCUUCUCCACGCGCUGCCCCGACGUCCGGACCCUUCACUUUUGCGUCGACCGAUGCGCGACGGCGCCGCGGGCGACGCGUGCUCCACGCAGGCGCCUGGAGACGAGCCCCGUCGGGCGGCAGGUCUCCUCGAGGCUGCGGUCCGGCUCCGCGUUCACAUUCUACGGCCCCGCGGGCGCGGCCUACGACCCCCAGAAAUCACAUAAGGUCGUCAAGUUCGGCGGGCCCCACGCCAAAGUCAGCACGCUCAGCCCCGGGCCCGCCAAGUACGACCCCUCCCAGAUCGCGCUGCACCAGGUCUCCACCCAGCGCCGCGCGCCGUCGUCGCACAUCUUCAGCCGCCAGAGCGCCUGGAACGCGGAGCAGGUCCGGCGCCUCAACCGGCAUCGGGCACGACAGCAAGAUUUACCUUCGGCCGGCGACCUGCACACGAUGGCCCUCGAGACCAAGAUUUUACAAAAACAGUACCCGCGCUGCCAUUUCGCGCGGCAGUCGACGCACCGACCCUUCUUCACACCCCUGGAGAACUCGGCGCGGUUCAUGGGCGCGAUCACGAAGCAGCGCGAGCGCGCGCUCGCGCUCCGGGCCGAGCGCGUCCGAAAAGCCCGCGCGGCCGCCGGGCUCGAAGCGCCGUAGUUCCCUAAGGCGGGGGGGGGCAUGCCGACUCCCGGCGACUAGGACUAGUGGGCCUACUCGGCACCGGCGUACCGGUAGGUAACAUGUUGAUGAUAUAA
Molecule: messenger RNA, 937 nt
Organism: Pelagomonas calceolata
Lineage: Eukaryota; Pelagophyceae; Pelagomonadales; Pelagomonadaceae
Source: the annotation of a GenBank genome assembly